Messenger RNA from Trachemys scripta elegans, 2139 nucleotides. It is a transcript of the gene EFNA1, whose product is annotated as ephrin A1. The record is from RefSeq and is a predicted model, not a curated record. Gene Ontology annotation, cellular component: plasma membrane. Gene Ontology annotation, biological process: ephrin receptor signaling pathway; axon guidance. Lineage: Eukaryota; Metazoa; Chordata; Testudines; Emydidae. Gene Ontology annotation, molecular function: ephrin receptor binding. The coding region runs from base 281 to 850 and encodes 189 amino acids. The transcript has 4 exons.
GGUGGUGUGUUGCUAUAAGUGUUCUCCUUCACGUGUUGGUGUGUGGUUCUGUGUGGUGGUCUUGUUGUCCUACUGCCCAGGGGUUGCUCUGUGUUGUUGUUGUGUUUCUUUGUGCAGCAUUGUGCUGCUCUGACUACACACCCCAUGUGUUGAACCGCCCCGUGUUGUGGUGUCUCUGCGCUGGGGGCGGGCGCGCUCCUCCCGCCCAGGGCGGUCCCGGUACAUAAGGCGGAGCGCUGGGGCGCCUUGCCCGGCACACAACGAGCUCCGGACCGGCCCCAUGGCGCUGCGCUGGGCGUCCCUGCUCGCUCUGUGCUGCUGGCUGGUGGCCGCCGACCGGCACCCGGUCUUCUGGAACAGCUCCAACCCCAAGUUCCUGGCGGACGACUACACCGUGGAGGUCCGGCUCAACGACUACCUGGACAUCAUCUGCCCACACUAUGAGGAGGGCAGCGUGACUCCCCGCGCCAUGGAGCGCUACACCCUCUACCUGGUGGAGUAUGAGGAGUACGCGGCCUGCAAACCCCACUCCAAGGACCAGAUCCGCUGGGAGUGCAACAAGCCGGCCGCCCUGCAUGGCCCCGAGCGGUUCUCGGAGAAGUUCCAGCGCUUCACACCCUUCACCCUGGGGAAGGAGUUCAAGGAGGGACACAGCUACUACUACAUCUCGAAGCCAAUUCACCACCAUGGCGACGGCUGCCUGAAGCUGAAGGUGACUGUGGCUGGCAAAGCCAACGACGCGGACGCGCAGGUCCUGAGGAGUGUGGGCCAGAACUCGGCGCUGCGGGGGAGCAGCCCUGUCACCUUGCUCAGCCUCCUGCUGCCCCUGCUGGUGCCGCAAGGCCUGUGAGGGGGGAGCCUGGCUGAGCGGCAUGGACUGAACCGCUGGAUGGCUACUGCUGCCGGGAACAGACCCUGUGGCCCAAGGGGUGCCGGCCCCCGGCUGGGCUGUUGCAAACACUCCCGUGAGCAGCUCUUGGGUGUGCACCCCCAGCUGGCUCUCAGCCAGGCGUGCGUUGGCAGCCUGAGGACUUGUUACGGGUCGAAUGGCCCAAGUGGUCAGUAUUACGGGUCGAACGACCCAAAGCCGAGCUGAGCAACCACGCCGCCGUAGCCCUGCGGGGAGCGGCCGCGCCUCCUUACUGCCAAAGAACAGCCCACCAGCACUUUCAACCACGCGCUUUGAGAGCGGACCACAGCGGCUGCUGCCCUGGCUGGAGGGGCAGUGGCACUGGACUGGGGCGGGGUGCUGGCACCUCUGGCUGGCUGAGCCAGCCCCCAUGGAGUGCGCAGGAUGGACAGGCCUUGCGGGCUGGUGGCAUGGAAGUGUCCUGCAGGCAGAGGCACCUGUGCUGCCCACGCAAACAGCCCAUGGACGGUUGGGCUGAGUGCAACCCAGGGACUCUGGGUCUGCCAGGGCUGUGGUACCACCUUGCUGGGGCAGGACCUCCUGGAACAAUAUUCCUUCUGGUGCAGGACCCUGGAGUCAGUGAUGUGGGUGCUGGGCUUCCAUACGGUGACACCUGGAAACUGUGUAGACAUGUCUGGAGCAGGUGCCCCCUCCCAUGGCAAUUCUGGUGAUGGCACAUUGGCCAGGGGCCUGGGACCGUCUGGCCUGAAGCAGGGAGCUGGGCUGCAGGCUGACCCGAAGGAGACAAAUGUCCUCACAAUCACCUGAGGAUGGACUGAGCUGGCAGCCCCAAACCCCUGACACCCCGUUCCCUCUACCCACCCCAGCCUGGCCUCUCCAGAAACACCAAGAGCACAAACUCCCAGCCCCACUCCUGUCUGCCUAGGCUCGGUGCCACAAUCUCUCUUCCUCCUCUCCUGGCCCCACCCAGGACUCCCUGUCCUCUGUGUAAAGCAGCCACCUGUGCUGGAAACAGGGUGGGGCAGAGGCUGAGCGUCGCUGCUGCCUGGCUGGAGUUCCCACCACCGGCAGGGCUCUAGACGCGGCGUGCGACCCUGUCUCCACCGCCUGUGCGCGCCUCAGUGCCUGGAGGGGGCAGGGGCCUCGUUCACCCACACACCUGCUGGGCCCUGCACGGAGGAGUGUAUAUAACAUGUCCUGAUUUGUAAAGCUUCCUUUUUACCACUGGAAUUUUUAUACAAAUGGUCUUGAAUAAAUAUGUUCGGAUA